Molecule: messenger RNA, 1985 nt
Organism: Panonychus citri (citrus red mite)
Lineage: Eukaryota; Metazoa; Arthropoda; Arachnida; Trombidiformes; Tetranychidae
Product: phosphatidylinositol 5-phosphate 4-kinase type-2 alpha-like
Exons: 2
Coding region: 854-1963 (369 amino acids)
Biological process (GO): phosphatidylinositol metabolic process
Molecular function (GO): phosphatidylinositol kinase activity
Source: RefSeq, a predicted model, not a curated record
UAUUGAUAAGAGAUUAGUACUAAACAAUAAUGUUAGAUUAUCCUCACCAAUUAAUUAGAUUCAUUUCUCUCAGUCUACCAACAAUUUUGUCCAUUUUAUUUUUAGGUGUAAAUCAUUUAUCAUCUGAUUUGCAAUGAUGGUGAGGUCGAUCUUGAUGGCAUCAUUUUAGGUUCAUUCGGGUGUUAAUAAAUGAUAUGCUCUUUUUUUAAUAAUUAGUUUUGUUUUUAGAGAAUAUUUUUGCUAAUUAGUCAAGAAAAAAAACGUAAAGCAAGACCCAAAAAAUCAAUGAAAUUUAUUGUCACAUCGAAAAGUGAAUUAUCAUUUCAAUAGAUGGCGUAGUUUCUAUUUACAUUUUCGCUUCAAUGUUUUCAAGAUUUUUUUUCAUAAAUUGUUCAUUUUUUUGGUUAUAUUUUUGUUCAAUUGUCAUGAGCUUGUGAAUUUAAUUCAUUUACUGUGAUUGUUUAUUCCUUUACUGUUUCCUGGUUGUGUUAACCAUUAUUUAGUCAUUGUCAUCAACAAAUUGUUUAGUCUUCAUUUUCUUUUAUCAAACAACAAUCAGUAUAUUCCAACAGAUAAUUAGCUUGUUUUGGGUUAUACUCUUUUUUUUUUUUUCUCUCUCUCUCUCUCCAUCUUUCUCUCUCUAGAAUCUGAAUUUUUGAUCAUCAUCAUCAUCAUACUCUAUUUGUUUUUGUUCAUCUUUUUCUGCUCUUGACAAGAACUCAUUUUUUGUCUAUUCUUUCAACUUUAUCCUCAUAUCUUUUAUAACUUUGUCUCUCUUUUUUUUCUCUCUCUCUCCUGUUAUUGUUUCUGUUUUUAUUGAAAAAAAAACUCUGGUUAUUUUACCUUUGCAAUCAUGUCCUACAAGGGGAGCUCCAAGCUGAAGAAAAAACAUCUUAAGGUGAAACACCAGAAAGCCAAAGUUUUCAGAGCUUCUGAACCUCUUCUCUCGGUUUUCAUGUGGGGUAUUAACCAUACAAUUAAUGAAUUAACUCAUGUUAAUAUUCCUGUUAUGCUGAUGCCCGAUGAUUUCAAAGCAUACACCAAGAUACGAGUUGAUAAUCAUCUUUACAACAAAGAAAACAUGCCGUCUCACUUCAAAUUCAAAGAAUAUUGUCCCUUGGUGUUCAGAAACCUACGAGAAAGGUUUUGCUUAAGUGACUCGGAGUAUCUCAGAAGUUUGACUAAAUGUCAACCUGAUCCGUUCGGUGAAUCUUCUGGUCGAUCUGGUGCAAGAUUUUAUGGAUCUUACGAUAAUUUUCUUCUCCUCAAAACCCUCUCUUCGGAAGAGGUUGAACAAAUGCACUCAUUUCUCAAAUCGUACCAUCCCUAUGUGGUUGAAAGACAUGGUAAAACUCUGUUACCCCAAUAUCUUGGAAUGUACAGGAUAACGGUUGAAGCGACGGAAACUUAUAUUGUUGUGAUGAGAAAUAUACUUUCAGCACCAAUACCAAUUCACAAGAAGUAUGACUUAAAGGGAUCAACAGUUGACAGAGAAGCAAGUGAAAAGGAGAGAGAGAAACCAUUACCCACCCUGAAGGAUAAUGAUUUUGUUAAAGAUGCGAUCAACCUUAAUCUACCUUCACAGGCGAAACAAAAUUUCCUCACCAUGUUAGAGGCUGAUACCAAAUUUCUUUCCGGUAUGAACCUUAUGGACUAUUCAUUGUGUCUAGGAAUCCAUGAUUGUGACAAAUAUGAACAAGAAUUGGUUGAAUAUGCAGCCUCUGGUAAUGCAUGUAGUGAGGAAGAUGAUGGUGAAUCUAGUGGAGGUAAUCCAGGUUCUCUACCUCCGAUUGCUGGUUCACCCUCUGCUUCUGGAACCGGAGAUUUACCCAUGGUACCAACACCCCCUGACUCACCCAGACUUCAGCACAAAAGCUCCAAUGCAAGUGAAAACGAGUUAUCCAACAAAGGUCCAAUCGAUCCUAAACGAGAUAUCUAUGCUAUCGAGAGCAGCCCAGGUUAGUUGAUUUUCCAUGCAUUCAUAG